GUCUUCUUCUAUUAUCAUACAGACUACAGAGUCCUGUGCUCUCUAUCGCGGCUCUUGAGCAACUGCCGGGAUCGCUACCAACUGGCCAAUCACACACCGUCUCUGACGCUGGCCACAGGCGCUGGCUGGCCCCCCAACCAUUGUUUACUUGCCCCGUCAACAUUUUGCCGCCAGGACCAUCUCUCUAAUCCAAUACAUCAUAAAUCAAUAAUCGAGCCUCACUUUCAAGGCGGCAUUUCCAAUACUGUGCGUGCAUCUACGGUGCCCUCCCCUCUCACACGAGCGCCAUACUUUUGGCUGCGUCUAUUAGAGUUGGGCGCUUGCAGCCAGGCAGCCUCCCCCUCCAUGCGCUCGUCAUCACAAGACACAACCUUUUAUCUCACCUAGUCACGAGGCGCUCAACAAUAUCGCCCAUCGCCAUCUCAAAUCGCCCUCCGAGUAUCGCUUCCCCGUCGAUUGCAAUCUCGUCUCCAGAUCCGAAUAUUCGGUUUGCUCUUACCCCAGACCCGCUUGUGCGAUAGACGACCUGAGAUGUGUCUCGGCUGCUGUUAAGCUUGGCCGUGAGUUACAGCUUCGCCUCCACUCGAUAAGGUCAUUCGUCUAUCUAUCACCACGCGCGUGCGCGCACAUACCGAUCGAAUAGGAAGGCCCUACCCCCAGGCAGAAUGACGAUCCCUUCGCAUUUCCAUAUGUCGGGCGGCUUCAAUAGAGAAGGCGUGCACCCUGGCCUGUUUCGCCCACCCAUCUCACCAAGCUCUAGCACCAGCUACGGAUAUGCUUCACCCUACAGCACAUCAACCCUCGACGGACAAGCUACGAAACGAAAGAGACCUUGCCAUGAUAUAUCGCGAUCUCAAGAAUUCCGCUUCCAGGAUGAUUCUGAUAGAAAUGGUUAUUUUGGAACUCCAGUGGCUCAGAUGAGGAAUGAGGAAAUGCGGUACCAACUUGCUGGACAGCUUGAUACACCGAGUUCUGGUCCUUUCGAUAGCGGUAUUCUUGGCGAGAGCAUGUAUUCAGACACAGAUUAUCGCAAGGCGCUUGGCUCAAAACGAACCCACGACGACAUCGAUCAUGGAGCUGGACCGACACAACUGUUCAAUCUGCCUCCUCAGCCGAUGCAGUCCCAAGGCUGGGGUAGCUUCGCAUUCUCAACUAUAGGAGGUGUUGUCGGACGUGUAUGGGAGUUUUGCAAGACAGGCUCAUUUCGAGGUUUCCAGGCUGGCGGCGGUAAGGCCUUCACGAUGAAUUCCGGUAGGGUCGAAGAGCUGGACCAGACACUAUUUGAGAGUCAGCAUCUUCCCGGUAGAUUCCCGCCAUCGCAAGAGGAUUGCUUCAACCAGCGUCAGCCUGAUAACGCAGACCAAGGUGGCAACAGCGGCGCAUCUACACCCACAGCACCCCAUCCGAAACGAAGACAUACAGACACGAAAGAUGAACUUGGCAGGAAUUGGGUUAUGGUGAGUGAUGAGAAACCAGCUGAGCCUGAACCCAAGCCUGAGCCUCCACUGCGACGACCGUCUUAUCGACCGUCCCCUCGAUCACGAAACUCGGGCCCCUCUAUGACUACAGGUCGACGCAUCAGUGCCGCUCCAUCAGCCCGAUUCUCUUCUGCCUCUACGCCCGGUCAGCGACGAUCCACUACCAAUCGCCCGACUAGUCGUCUAUCACACGCAGCAGCAUCACCUACUCCACGCCCUGCAUCAACCGCGUCAUUCGCGUCACUUGCUCCCUUCGCUUCUCCUCGGAUAGAAUCGCCCAGCAGGAUACCUCAACCCACUCGCUCCACACGCCGAAAUACCACCAUCUCAUCGCCGAUAACAAAGCCGUCGUCGCACCGCCGGUCUCACUCUAAUGCCUCAGUAGCAUCAGGACGUACAUCAGCAGAAGCCAGUCCCCGUCUGACCGCAGAAGCCAAGCAUCUCGCAGCACGCCGUAAGAUGGAAGAACGAGAUGCAGAUGUGCGGAUCAACGCUUUCAACAAACAACUACAGGACAUGAUUCGCCAGGGUAGAGAAGCCUUGGGUACGACGAUUGAAGUGGAGGGUAACUGGGAGGAUGACCUGUGAACGACUCCAGCUGCCAUCCAUCUAUCUACCUCGUGACGACCCAUUAGACAUUUUGAAGCCACCUUCCUACCUUGUGAAAUCUCUCACUGAUACCCUCAUUUCUUUCGUUUCUUACUGCCUGGGCAGCAUCGUUGGGGAAUUUGACAGGAUUUUUUUUUGAAGGGGAGAUCUUUUUCGUCGGGGAGUUGAUUAAGGAUCUGGGCGUUGAAGCGAACGGAAAUUGACUCUUUGCUUGUAUCAGUCACACACACACACACACACACACACAAACUUACAACUGACUGACUGAUUUCUUGGCAGUUAUAAUAACUGCCUGAUUUAUUCGUUUACCUCGAGGAUCGAUAACCUUGUCUAAAUAAGCAUAAAAACCUUUCUUCUUCUUGUCUUAGACUCCUGUUUAACUCCGUAGCGGACUACCAGGAUGGAUAUCCGCGAAACGGUGAUAUACCAACCCAGCUUCUAUAAUAGGGAAAACGUGAAGGGCUCGAGUCGCUCCAAUCAUACGGGGCUUCGCUGUCAACAGAACGACCAGGUCCUUCUCUCUUAGACCCAGGAUAUCGUACCCGAAGCGGAGUAUCGAAGCCCCUAGUUUAUUAUUGCACGUUUGAUAUCAUCUGGGGAACCUCAGGACAAAUCCUUCCCGUUCAUGGAUGUUCCCUGCGGCUGACGGCCUUUGUCGGUCUUGUUAAUUGACGUCUUU
Fusarium odoratissimum NRRL 54006 is the source of this 2766-nucleotide messenger RNA. RefSeq lists its product as uncharacterized. The coding region runs from base 666 to 2066 and encodes 466 amino acids. The transcript has a single exon. The record is from RefSeq and is a predicted model, not a curated record. NCBI's taxonomy places the organism in Eukaryota, Fungi, Ascomycota, Sordariomycetes, Hypocreales, Nectriaceae.